AUGGAACCGAACGGGUUAGGAGAACCAUUGUAUGAACCUGGGUCCCCACAAGACGCCAAGGUCGAUAUCGUAUUUGUGCACGGUCUCAACGGCGACAGGAUCAAGACUUGGACAUUUGAGGAGACCGAGGAUAGCCCCUCUAUGUUCUGGCCCAAGGAUCUUCUCCCUGCCAGAUGUGAGAACGCUCGAAUUCUCUCCUUUGGCUACAACGCUGAGGUUGUGCACUUGUUCAAUCUUGGUAAAGCCAAGUCACCUAUUGCUCCUACAACUACCAUCAACGACCACUCGGCAGCUCUAUUCGAUAGUCUGAAAGGGCUCCGCGAACGAACGAAUACGGCCGAUCGUCCUAUCAUGUUUGUUUGCCACAGUCUGGGAGGCUUGGUAUGCGCCAACGCGAUUUCCAAGCAGUAUGGAGCGAAUACUCCUGAGAAAGCACUAGUUGACAAGGUCCGUGGCAUGCUCUUUCUCGGAACUCCCUUUACAGGAUCCGACAAGGCAAAUUGGGCUUUGAUAGUGACUCAGUAUCUUCGCCUCAUCGUUUCAGUCAACCAAGAAAAGCUCAAACACUUAGAUGAACGGUCAGACAAGUUAAUGGACAUCAGCAAUGAGUUUCUCAAACUAGUUCACGAGAGACAACGCAGCGACGCCCCAAUAGAGGUGGCAUUUUACUUUGAGGAACACCCCACCAAGCGAAAGAAAGUCAACUUGGGCUUCAUAGUUGACAGGAGUUCUGCUGUCCCCAUGGGAUUUACGGCUCUUUCUAUCGCCGCGGAUCAUUCGAACAUGUGCAAGUUUGAGGACGAGAUACGAGACGGGUUUAUUAGUGUUUCGAACAAGCUGUAUCAAUGGAUACAAGACCUUGACAAUGCAGGAAAGGAUGGAGCUGCGAACAAAGGGGGUGUCAACGUAUAUCAACCGAGUGUUUCAGGGGUAUCCAACUCUACCGGGAUCAUAACAGCAGCGAUUAUCAGUACAGCAACGGAUGGAAACAAACUUGUCGGAUCUCAAACGUUUACUAUCAAUGGAGACUCUACUGGCGAUAUAGCAAGGAAGCUUGCUACUCUGUAG
Molecule: messenger RNA, 1068 nt
Organism: Fusarium pseudograminearum CS3096
Lineage: Eukaryota; Fungi; Ascomycota; Sordariomycetes; Hypocreales; Nectriaceae
Exons: 5
Coding region: 1-1068 (355 amino acids)
Source: RefSeq, a predicted model, not a curated record